Molecule: messenger RNA, 594 nt
Organism: Nerophis lumbriciformis (worm pipefish)
Lineage: Eukaryota; Metazoa; Chordata; Actinopteri; Syngnathiformes; Syngnathidae
Source: RefSeq, a predicted model, not a curated record
AUGGAGAUGAAGAAGUCUUUUUCAGACACUGAGCGUGCGCUUAGGAGCUACGGCGCCGUGUCGCAAACGGCGUGGACAACGGACAAAGGAGGGCGCUGUCACUGUGACGUGUCCAUGGCCGAGAGCACCAUGUGUCCAGAAGAGAUUGAGAUGGAGAUGGCUCGGAUCCAACGCCUUAGGGAGGUCUUGGUGCGUCGGGAGUCUGAGCUGCGCUUCAUGAUGGACGACAUCCAGCUGUGCAAAGACAUCAUGAGUUUAAAACAGGAGUUGAGACAGAUUGUUGCAGUACCAGAGAAAGAUAAAAACAACAAAGACAAACAGCAGGAAGAGGAACUGAUUCUCAAGAUCCAUAAACUGGUGCAGAAGAGGGAUUUCUUGGUAGAUGAUGCAGAAGUGGAGAGAUUAAGGGAGCAGGAGGAGGACAAGGAGAUGGCAGAGUUCCUGAGACUAAAACUGAUGCCACUGGAAAAGAACCUCAAAGUCAAACAAAGUGAGCAAGUCCCAGAGCCUCCGCUGAACAAACCCUUCGUCACCAAAUCAGGUGUGGCUAUCAUUAAGGACUGCUGUGGCGCCACCCAGUGUUCCAUCAUGUAA